GUAGGAUUGGCACCAGCUCUUCUUUAUAUGUCUGGUAGAAUUUGGCUGUGAAUCCAUCUGGUCCAGGGCCUUUUCUGGUUGGGGCUCCAUGGUUCCUAGAGGCAAGGAAGAAGAGCCACCAGCCAAAUAGGUUUCAGCACCUCCAACUCCAACAUCUUCAAAGCAGCGACUGGGAAGAAAAACAAUCCUUCCGACAACAUAUAUUCAGACACAUAUGGUCAGCCUCAUGAAGCUCUGGAUACCCAUGCUCAUGACAUUCUUCUGUAUGGUGCUACUGUCUGUGCUGGGAGAAAUGAGGAAGAAAAGAUAUGACAGGAAGGAAUUGUUACUUGAAGAGUGCUGGGGAAAGCCAAAUGUCAAAGAAUGUACCAAUAAGUGUUCUAAAGCCUUUAGAUGUGAAGACAAAAAUUACACAUGCUGCUGGACCUAUUGUGGAAACAUCUGCUGGAUAAACGUCGAAACCAGAGAGGAUUACUAAAACCGUAGCUUCCAACCAGGCUGCCACCUGUGUGGGCUGGGAAAUGUUUAAGAGGUCUCAUAGUAGUACCCUGUGGCUACUUUUAGGAACACCAGUCUAUUUUUACUGAGAGCUGGACAACAGCAAACACUUGACAAAUAAACUUAUUUACCAGUA
Molecule: messenger RNA, 634 nt
Organism: Pongo pygmaeus (Bornean orangutan)
Lineage: Eukaryota; Metazoa; Chordata; Mammalia; Primates; Hominidae
Gene: WFDC11
Product: WAP four-disulfide core domain 11
Exons: 5
Coding region: 215-478 (87 amino acids)
Source: RefSeq, a predicted model, not a curated record